Molecule: messenger RNA, 1720 nt
Organism: Abrus precatorius (Indian licorice)
Lineage: Eukaryota; Viridiplantae; Streptophyta; Magnoliopsida; Fabales; Fabaceae
Exons: 1
Coding region: 374-1354 (326 amino acids)
Source: RefSeq, a predicted model, not a curated record
AAAAAGUACUAUGCUUUGUGCCCUCUUAAACCAGCUAAUCUGGUGGGAUUCGUAGAACACGAAGCAUAACCCACAAUGUGUCCAAAACCUCUGGUAAAAACAAAGUCCAAACUUGCACCUUAUAGCAGUCGUUAGUUUCUUCUUUUUGGCCUAUCUAUUCAUUCAAAACACCAACCUCUAAACUCUCUAACCUACCAUUUCCAAAAGAAAGAGCAAACUCAUUUAAGAAAAACAAGGACAGAAAAAGAAACACCAACACCAGGCUUUUGUACACUUUUGAGUAUUAUAGAGUCCAUAUUGGUGACAACUGAGAACCCCCACCAAAUUCAUCUCCGUCUCCCUUCAGCGGCACACAGCCAAAAGAUCAACUCCAAUGGAAGUUUCAUGCAAGAUUCUAAGAAAAUCAAUUCACAGUUUUCUUCAAAACUAUCAUUACUUCACCUCAACAGCAGCUUUUCUUGCUUUUCCUUUCUCAGCUUCAAUACUUCUCUCACAAGCUUUAGUUCCUGCCCCUUCAUCCCUCUUGCCUCAAAUCUACACCCGCCUACGGACUCUUUUUGAUGCUGCAGGCUUUCCUUCGUCACAAUUGUUUAGCAUUCUUAACCUCAAGGUUUCUCAAACAAUCACUUCUUCAAUCCUCACCCUUCCCUUCACUCUCACCUUUCUCCUCAUUGCAAAAGCAUCCAUAAUCAAGGCUAUCAAUCACCACAAACCAACUUUGUCACGUUCCUUCAGUUCAAUAAUAUCCCUUUACAAGCCGCUCCUUCACACCUAUAUAUGCAACUGUUUCUUGAUUCUCACGGCAAAUGCAACUUCUUUCUGUCUCAUGUUUUUGGCCUUCAGCAUCACUGAAGGACUAGGCUAUUCUUCCCAUGGUUGCCUCAUUCUCUUCAUGUCAGCAUCUGGGGCUGUUCUAUUUUCUGUGAUUCUAGCCAAUGCGCUUGUCAUAUGUAACAUGGCACUAGCUCUAUCUGGCAUGGAGGGACAUGGAGGAUACCUUGCAAUUCUGAAAGCUUGUGUUCUGAUAAGGGGAAGGACAUCAAUGGCUUUGUUCUUGGCACUGCCUGUGAAUGUUGCCUUGGCUGCCAUUGAGGCCUUGUUCCAAUUCCGGGUUGUAAGGCCCUAUCAUGUUGCUGGAAAGGCAAGGCCUUGUGUGGCUUUGGAGGGCAUUUUCAUUGCUUAUCUAUACUCAAUCUUCAUCAUACUUGACACAAUUGUGAGCUGCAUGUUUUACAAAAGCUUUAAGACAGGAUCACGGAUUGGUCUAGAGGAUAGACAUUUGUUCAGAAUAGAAUUCCAAGAUGAGGACAAAUAUGGUUACAUGGGCACCAAGAAUUUUGAAGAACUACCAUAAUUAAUAUGGAGUGACAUAUUAUUGAUUUGGUCAAGGCUUUUCUUCAUGGAGGAGAACGAGCUACCAGCUAUUUUAAACGAGUGUUCCAGGAAUUUACAAAAUUCAUUUAUGUUGCUUGAAAUAGAGCAACUUUGAAGACAAAAAGAUUUUCAACUGAGCAACCUCAGCUCGGUUAUGUGGGAAGGCCAGGAAGCUAGAGAUUAGUGCAACAUUAAAUGUAAUUCUGUUAUAUUCUUAAACUCUUGUCUUUUUUAUUUCAUCUCUUUUACGUACAGAUUGGAAAAUGGCAAUCUUUUACGGUGUGAAUAAUACAAAUGGAAGCAAGCCAUACAUUGUUUUUGUUAGUGCAAUUGUCACCGUGGCUUU